Messenger RNA from Ilyonectria robusta, 922 nucleotides. RefSeq lists its product as uncharacterized. The transcript has 3 exons. Bases 106 to 765 code for a protein of 219 amino acids. The record is from RefSeq and is a predicted model, not a curated record. Lineage: Eukaryota; Fungi; Ascomycota; Sordariomycetes; Hypocreales; Nectriaceae. Gene Ontology annotation, molecular function: chromatin binding.
CAUCCGGGUCAUUAACUUUUGUUCAUCGUCUUCCAUUCGCUGGUUCCACGGUCCGCAACACUUGCGUUGACUCAAUUAGUGGACUCUUAUAACAACGUACUACAAAUGGCGAAAGUUUCAGAAGAGUACGAUUUUAGGGUCGUUCAAUGCAACGAGCCCCUGCCAUCAAAGCGCAAGCGAAAGACACGACGGGGCUCCAGUAGCGUGGGCGCCGAAGUGACUAAGCGACAACCAUUUCCCUUCUCCAGUUCAAAAGUCUUUCACCGUUAUCGCGUAGUGCCCGGCGCGCAGUGGUCCCGGUUGCAGAGCUACAGAUGUUUCCUCUUUCGGGGCACUCAAUUCAGGAUCGGAGAUUUCGUCAGGGUGGCAAACCGGUUGACCAGCCAGGACAACCCAACGGAUCACGCUGUCAGGGAUUUGAAGAGGCCCGAGAGAGACUGGAUUGCCUAUAUACUGGAGAUCAGGGCUGCUGACCAGUAUCAUGUCUUUGCCCGAGUAUAUUGGAUGUAUUGGCCCGAAGACAUACCAAAACGUCUCAUGCAAGACUUGACGCGCAUUCGUGGGCCAGAAAUAUUCCACAGAUCACAUGAAGUCAUUGCCUCUAAUCAUAUGGACAUCAUCGACGUGAUGAGUGUCAAUGGGCUCGAAACAGUGAAACCGAUGAGAAGUUCACGACGCGACGCGCGAAGCAGUCAACUGUUUUGGAAAGAAUCUUUUGAUUGCUUCCAGAAGACGAUAUCGGGGGACAUGGGAUCAAAGCAGUGAUUUCAUUCGACGGUAGGGCAACUGCAUUACGCUGGAUUCGCAUGGCUUAGUGUCAAGACUUGACGAUUGAGCAUAAAUAUUAUAAUAUUUAGUAAAGACAGUGAACGGGGCGGUUCGCCUUAAAUUAGAACGAAAAUAUUCCCGGGUUUGCCAACGA